AUGUUCCGUAGUAUCCCCAACCCAGAAAGAAUGGACCCUCUCCUAAAGGCCAUGGCAUCAGCUAUUCGUCACGCGCCUUCUCUCAAAAAACUUGAUCUAUGGUUUGGCGAGGAUGAGCUAUCCCCAACAUAUGUCAAAGUUGAAGGAUUGAAACGUCGAUUUGACAUCUUUUACAGGGCUUCUGGUGAAGGCAGAGUGUUUAGGGACGAUCCUAAGGAACGCCAGCUUACCAGAAGACCCAGGAUAGUCUGUGAUGUGCUACACUGGCGUGCUAGUGAGGAAAUUGAAAAGUGUUGGAUGGAAGCAUUGGGGCCGAACGGCGCUAUAUAUUAUCGUCAUUGA
This is a messenger RNA of Microsporum canis CBS 113480, 342 nucleotides long. RefSeq lists its product as uncharacterized. Lineage: Eukaryota; Fungi; Ascomycota; Eurotiomycetes; Onygenales; Arthrodermataceae. The transcript has a single exon. The record is from RefSeq and is a predicted model, not a curated record. Bases 1 to 342 code for a protein of 113 amino acids.